UGCUGUUGUUUUUCUAAUUGCCUUCACUAUCAGAUGGUGUCCAGUUCCAUUUUUUCAAGGCUUUUGUUCACGCAGUUUAAACAUAGUAACUCGAUUCUUUUUGCGAAUUAUUGUUCGACAAUGUCGAAAACCGCAAUUUUGCUUUUGGCUGAAGGAGCCGAAGAAAUGGAAGCUAUUAUAACAGCAGAUGUUUUACGCCGCGCCGGGGUUCUCGUAACGAUUGCCAGCAUUACAAACGAUUCCUGCAUAAAGUGCAGCCGCGACGUAAAAAUUUGCGCAGAUGCAAAACUCGCUGAUGUAAAAGAUACAAAUUACGACGCUGUUAUUCUACCCGGUGGUGUUGGAUGGAAAAAUUUGGCAGCUUCGGCAAAAGUUGGAAACUUGCUUAAGAACCAGGAAUCAAAAAACGGACUAAUUGCUGCGAUUUGUGCUGCUCCAGCUGUUUUAAAAGCUCACGGAAUUGCUAAAGGGAAGCAAAUCACUUCUUACCCAUCCACUAAAGAACAACUGACAAGUGAUUACAAAUACAUCGAAGGACAAAUGGUCGUAAUCGAUGGAAAUAUAAUAACUAGCAGAGGUCCAGCAACAGCUUACGCUUUCGGAUUGGCUAUCGCUGAAAAACUGUUGGACAAAGAAACAGCACUUAAAGUUGCUGAAGCUAUGCUUUACGACGGAUACAAAUAAUUUUUAAAAAUCACUUUGUUCUUGGAGAUCAACGAUUUGCAGAAAACAAUAAUUUUGUAUUCUAAUUUAAUCUUAUUAAUACUUUUCGGUGAGAAAACUGCUUUAUAUUCCUUUAAUUAUUAUGAGAGUUCUAUUCUGAUCCUACUUUGUAAGAUAUUUUGUUGUGAUGUAAAUAAAGGCAAAGGAACGAUUGAAUUGUAAAGUA
Belonocnema kinseyi is the source of this 889-nucleotide messenger RNA. Its product is annotated as protein dj-1beta-like. NCBI's taxonomy places the organism in Eukaryota, Metazoa, Arthropoda, Insecta, Hymenoptera, Cynipidae. The transcript has 4 exons. Bases 34 to 684 code for a protein of 216 amino acids. The record is from RefSeq and is a predicted model, not a curated record. Gene Ontology annotation, molecular function: protein deglycase activity. Gene Ontology annotation, cellular component: cytosol; nucleus. Gene Ontology annotation, biological process: protein deglycation, glyoxal removal; guanine deglycation, glyoxal removal.